This is a messenger RNA of Anthostomella pinea, 558 nucleotides long. The record is from the annotation of a GenBank genome assembly. Lineage: Eukaryota; Fungi; Ascomycota; Sordariomycetes; Xylariales; Xylariaceae.
AUGAUUCACGUUGCAUUUGAGCAGUGCCAGUCUGGUGUCGCAGAAAAGCCUGACUGGUUCUUCAGUGCCGACAUCGAGACUCUUGCCCACUCCUCCGCAUCCUACACGACGUACGAGACCGACUCCGCGACCUUCACAAAGACAUACGAGGCCAGCGCGAUAUAUUCUUUGUCUCCAUCUAGAUCAGCUAUGCCCAGUCCUACAACUUCUAUCACCAAUGCCAAUGCACCACCUCAGGGCGAUGGCGACCCUUCCGACCCCCGUCAAGUCGCGAAGAGAUCAGACGACGCAGUCGCCGACUCCAUUUCCACUUCUGUUUCGACGACUGCCGCAGAAUCUUCGACGGAUUCAAACAAAACUUCAACGGCCACCCCGAAAUUGUACGCGUUCUCGUCAAAGUAUAACACCAGUUUAACGACUUUCAAAGACUACGUCGAAAAGCUGGACAAGACCGCAGGUAACAUGAUCUCGUCGCCUCACGUGCCAUGGCAGGGCUAUCAGACGAACCUGACCGAGGCUCAAGUUGCGGCCGUAAAGGCGCAGCCCUGGCUAAGUUGA